AGGAGACUCUGCCCCUCCCCCUCCCUGGAGCGUGACACUUCCCUCGCCCACUUCUCAAUUGAGCCCCGUGGAUACUGGUCAGUUGGUGCAGAACGAUGGACGAAAACUUUGUCAAAGACCCGCACCCGGUGCCCAAACUCUCAAGCCGUCGCCGCAGCUCGGUCAGAUCCAGCCUGCAAGAAGAUGUUCGUGACCUAUGGAGCACGGCCACGAUGUCCACAGCGAACGUGUCGGUAUCCGAAGUCUGCGAGGACUUCGACGAAGAUGGCAAACCUGUAAGCAGCAGGCCUCGCAAGUACAGCCAGAGCAUUUCUAUUAGGGACAGUCUCAACCUCGAGCCAGAGGAGAUCCAGCAGCAAGCACGUCUAGAGCUUGAAAUGUGGCGUGGCAGAACCUUGGAUCUUGGGGAGGAUCGCGAAGAAUCUGCGUCCUCCUUAGCAACGUCUACUUCAGAAUCACUAAACCUCAGUCUAUUAAAGCCGCAUCGAGCCUACUGGACAGAGCAGCAGGGCAAGCUGCCACUGCCUCUGAUGGAACUCAUGGAGAAUGAAGUUCUGGACAUUCUCAAGAAAGCCCUCAGUACAUACAGGUCCACGAUUGGCAGGAGCCACUUCAUGACUAAACAGCUGCAGGAAUACAUCAACGGGAUCAAGAAGCGCCGGAACAAGAGGCUGUACUUUUUGGCAUCCCCCUCGGAUUGUUUCUAGUCCCUCGAACCCAAGCUCAACCCCAUCUGCAUGGAAUUUGAAUCCUAGAGAAAUUAAAGAGUCUAUGCGUGGUCCCAGA
Messenger RNA from Mastomys coucha (southern multimammate mouse), 786 nucleotides. It is a transcript of the gene Catsperz, whose product is annotated as catsper channel auxiliary subunit zeta. Lineage: Eukaryota; Metazoa; Chordata; Mammalia; Rodentia; Muridae. Gene Ontology annotation, cellular component: sperm principal piece; CatSper complex. The record is from RefSeq and is a predicted model, not a curated record. The coding region runs from base 96 to 707 and encodes 203 amino acids. Gene Ontology annotation, biological process: flagellated sperm motility; sperm capacitation. The transcript has 5 exons.